This is a messenger RNA of Effrenium voratum, 579 nucleotides long. The record is from the annotation of a GenBank genome assembly. NCBI's taxonomy places the organism in Eukaryota, Dinophyceae, Suessiales, Symbiodiniaceae.
AUGUCGUCUGAACACGAGAGCACGGUGAUUUUCGGCAGUCGGGCUGACCUUCGCGCAGAGCGGAAACGCAAGCGUGAUGAGUCGGGGGACUGGGACAUGCUUAGCCACCCAGACUUGCGGAGCAUUCUGCAGCAGAAGGAGCGGCUUGGAAACAUUUUGAUGAAGUAUUACCCCACGCUCCUCCAUUUACCUGCGGAUGCCAUGCCUGAGACACCGCCUGUUGGCAACCAUUCCUACACGGUCAAGCCUGCAGGAUGCUGCAAGAUUAUGGUUAAGCUGGACAACUCAAGCUUUGUGGUGAAAGGCCUUGGACAAUCACAGAAGUUUGGCUUCGGGAUGAAGUUCUACGUGGGGAGUGCCGACGAUUUGCCACUGAGUGAGCGAGUUAUGCCAGGGCUUGUCGCAGUGGCUUGGGCAGAGGCCCAGGUCCUGGCAAGGAAGUGGCAGCAGAAGAAAGAUUCCGAGCAACCUGAUGUCUCGCCCAGCUGCGAUGCAACAACUGAGCCAUCCCCCAAGGAUGCCUCUUCCGGAAGCGAAACAACACUGGCUUGGGAGCAGUUCAGCCCUGAUCGACUUUGA